CACACACACUGCCCCCUAUGCUGGAUUGGCAGUUCUCAGAAAGGACCGUGGGAGGUAGAGGAGGUUCCGGAAGAGCAGGCUGUGUGUGUCACUGAAGGGUGUGGACCAGGUCCCCAGGCCCUGCUCCGGGAGUCGAGGACCCCAAGACAAGCAGGACAGCCCCAGGCCCGUCUCCAGAGUGUACACAACUGUGCUAGGGGAAGGGUGAGUCCCAGGCUGCCAUCUGGGGUGGGCCCUGGAAUAAGAGGGCUCCAGUCAGACUGGGCAUUCUGCAAGGCCUUCCCCAGUCUCGCCCUUCCUGGCACCCUCUCUCCCUUCACUGCAAAGCACAGAGCUCAGAGGACUCCCUGGGUAAAUGCUUAUCAAAGUAUGAAUUUUUGCAACUUUCGGUGAGAAUAUAAUUGUUUCAGAAUAAAAAGAAUUUUUUAAAGGGGGAUGAGAAGAGCAUUCCAGGCAUGUAUAACAGCAUAUGCAAGAGCUGAGUAGGGGCAGUGGUGUCCCCGCCAGCUCGCAAGAACCAGUUGUUAGAUUUGCAGGAAUUAGGCCAACUGGCUGUUAAAGACAGCCACCGUUAAAAAUUAAAUUAUAUACAUUCACAAUGAAAUAGGUUAAAUUAAGGACAAAGGCAGUGUUUUAAGAGUACGUGGCUUCAGGGAUGAGCAAGGUAAACAAAAGCAGCCCCUGCCGGGUGGGUUUCCCAUCGGGUUUAACAAGCAGCCUGGCCUCACCGCCACCGCGGGCCGCUAGGCAACUCACUGGGCCUCUCUCUCUGGUCUUUAAAUAAGUUUCUGGCCUACUCCGCAGGCUUGUUGUGGGAAGUAAGCGACACCCGUGGGAGUACCCAGUAAAGUGCCUCGCCAAGGAGGCCUUGACAAAUGUUAGCUCCGUUUCACUCUAGCAAGUUCUUUGCCAGUUUGUCCUCCUGGAGCCUCUGGGUCAGCUGGCCUCCCUGGCUUCUCCGUCAGGCUUUAUUAGUCCUCCUCCCUCCUACCCUCUCCGCUAGCACCAGGUGAUCCCGCCCCCCCCGUCCCCCUCCCCCUGCCACUCACCCCGACCCCACCCUGCGGGCCGCCCCCAGCUGCCGAGGACAGCCGUCGUUAGAGUGAAGCCAGGGGCGUGCCUUCCCUCCGAGACUGCGGCCCCCUGCUCCGCUCAGGCCCCGCGGGGGAGCCCUGAGCCGCGCACCCGGACGAUCGACCUCCCCCUAAAGAAAGGUGAUACGGAGAGCUGAAACCAUGGUUCAGCAGGUGCUGUACCGGGCGCUGGUCUCCACCAAGUGGCUGGCGGAGUCCGUCCGGGCUGGCAGGCUGGGCCCUGGCCUUCGAGUGCUGGACGCCUCCUGGUACUCGCCGGGCACCCGCGAGGCCCGCAAGGAAUACCUAGAGCGCCAUGUGCCCGGUGCCUCCUUCUUUGACAUAGAGGAGUGCCGGGACAGAGCGUCGCCCUACGAGAUGAUGCUGCCCAGCAAGGCGGGCUUCGCCGACUACGUGGGCAGCCUGGGCAUCAGCAACGACACGCACGUGGUGGUGUACGAUGGUGACAACUUGGGCAGCUUCUAUGCGCCGCGGGUCUGGUGGAUGUUCCGCGUGUUUGGCCACCGCACCGUGUCCGUGCUCAAUGGUGGCUUCCGGAACUGGCUGAAGGAGGGCCACCCGGUGACAUCUGAGCCCUCACGCCCAGAGCCAGCUGUCUUCAAAGCCACACUGGACCGCUCCCUGCUCAAGACCUACGAGCAGGUGCUGGAGAACCUCGAAUCGAAGAGGUUCCAGCUGGUGGAUUCACGGGCCCAAGGGCGGUACCUGGGCACGCAGCCGGAGCCAGAUGCAGUAGGACUGGACUCGGGCCACAUCCGAGGCUCAGUCAACAUGCCCUUCAUGGACUUCCUGAUGGAGGAUGGCUUCGAGAAGAGCCCGGAGGAGCUCCGUGCCAUGUUCGAGGCCAAGAAGGUGGACCUUGCAAAGCCCAUCAUCGCCACAUGCCGAAAGGGUGUCACUGCCUGCCACAUCGCCCUGGCCGCCUACCUCUGUGGCAAGCCCGAUGUGGCCAUCUAUGACGGCUCCUGGUUCGAGUGGUUCCACCGGGCCCCCCCGGAGACCCGGGUGUCCCAGGGGAAAGGCGGGAAGGCGUGAGCAGUGGCCUCUCCUACCCUCGCCUACAACUCCUGCCAGUGGAGUGACCCCAGCGUGGCCCACAGCUGGUCCAUGCCUCAUCGGCUAAGGAGAUGAACAAGUUUUUAGAGUUAAUGGGUAGAGCGCUCCUUUUCCCAACAACACUGGAAUAAAACUGGCCUUUUCCGAGUA
This is a messenger RNA of Orcinus orca (killer whale), 2300 nucleotides long. It is a transcript of the gene TST, whose product is annotated as thiosulfate sulfurtransferase. The transcript has 3 exons. Gene Ontology annotation, cellular component: mitochondrion. The coding region runs from base 1236 to 2129 and encodes 297 amino acids. Gene Ontology annotation, molecular function: thiosulfate-cyanide sulfurtransferase activity. Gene Ontology annotation, biological process: transsulfuration. The record is from RefSeq and is a predicted model, not a curated record. NCBI's taxonomy places the organism in Eukaryota, Metazoa, Chordata, Mammalia, Artiodactyla, Delphinidae.